Aphidius gifuensis is the source of this 5799-nucleotide messenger RNA. RefSeq names its product calcium-dependent secretion activator (gene Cadps). Lineage: Eukaryota; Metazoa; Arthropoda; Insecta; Hymenoptera; Braconidae. The record is from RefSeq and is a predicted model, not a curated record. Gene Ontology annotation, biological process: synaptic vesicle exocytosis; dense core granule exocytosis. The coding region runs from base 363 to 4586 and encodes 1407 amino acids. The transcript has 14 exons.
AAUAAAACAUCAGCCUGCAUCAGGCAAUGUGUUGUUGGACAGAGGGUAAAACGAAAAAAAUACAUAGAACGAUUUUAAUUUUUAUCAUAUGGUUUUUUUUUUGUAAAACUAUUUCUGAGAAAUAGAACGAUCCAUCAGUGUUAUCGACAACAAACGACACAUGGACUGAUAUCAUAUUUCAAAAGAACACUACAAAAAUAGUAUUAAAAUUCUACAAAAAUAAAUUUUCUACAUAUUUUUUUUUUUUAAAAGGUGGAUAAAUAAAAUAUAAAAAGAAGCGGCAAUUGUCGCAUUAGUAUCAUUGAUAACGGCAGAUCAAAGUGUUGAAUUAAUUAAAGACCGGUGGUGCACUUGUCUUGAUAAUGAUUGAUCCAAGCUCCUCGGAAGAGGAGAGUGACGAGGACCAGAGCACUCAUCACGGAGGUGGCGGCGGGGGUCGUGUACCAAGUGGACAUGUCUCACGUCGUCAUCCCGGUAGUGGUGGCAUGGCUCCUGGUGCUGGUGGUGUAGGUGGUUCUGUUGGUACAACAACAGGAUUAACAUCAUCACCCGGUGGUCACAGUCAAACUGGCAGUAUUGGAUCAAGUAUACAUGGUGGUAGUCAACAUGGUCCACAUGGACGUGGUCAUACUGCCAGUCAAGGAAAUUAUGGUACACAACAGGAGACAGCAGUAUCCGGUCUGGAUGUGCCAAAUUUAUCCAGUGCCAGAAACUCGCUGUCACCAUCAAUGAGUGCCAGUCAAGAUGUUACAAAUUAUAAUAAAUCAACACAAAGACCAACAAGUCCAUCACCAUCUGCUGCCAGUGAAAAAACAGAAGUUGAUCUCCAAGACAAACAAGAACGUGAGGAAGAGGAAAGAAAAACUCGUAUACAGCUUUAUGUCUUUAUAUCUAGAUGUAUAGCAUAUCCAUUCAAUGCCAAACAACCCACCGACAUGACCCGAAGACAAACCAAAAUAACAAAACAACAACUUGAGACCUUGUGCUCACGUUUUCAGGCUUUCUUGAAGGGUGAAACACAAAUAAUUGCUGAUGAAGCAUUUCACAAUGCAAUACAAAAUUAUUUUGAUGUAUUUUUAAAAUCUGAAAGAGUCAUACAAAUGGUGCAAAGCGGUGCUUGUUCCCAGUACGACUUCCGUGAGGUAUUCAGGAAUAAUGUUGAAAAACGUGUUCGCAGCCUCCCGGAAAUCGACGGAGUGAGCAAAGAGACUGUACUUAAAUCAUGGCUGGCCAAAUUUGAUUGUAUAUUUAAAGGAACAGGUGAUGAGGAUAAUAAAAGGCCAUCCAAGAUGCAGCAGCAGUCUUUAAAUUCGGAAUUAAUACUCUCGAAGGAACAAUUAUAUGAUAUGUUUCAACAAAUACUUGGUAUUAAAAAAUUUGAGCAUCAGCUUCUGUUCAACGCCCUCCUGUUGGACUCAGCUGAUGAACAAGCUGCCGCCAUCAGGAGGGAGCUGGACGGUCGCAUACAGAGGGUCAAUGAAAUGGAAAAGGUAAAUAACCGAAAGCUCAUGCCAAAGUUCCUUCAUAAAGAGAUGGAGUCGCUCUACAUCGAGGAACUCAAGUCGUCUAUCAAUCUAUUAAUGACAAAUCUGGAAUCAUUACCAGUAUCGAAGGGUUCGAUAGACAGCAAAUACGGGCUGCAGAAGCUGAAGCGUCGUAGUGAUCGCUCCCGCUACCGCACCCAGGGUUCUCUCGCUAAAUUGGAGGGCGACUCCGCUGAUUCCGAUCCGCAAUUAACCAAAACUGAUGUCGGUUUGACAUUUCAACUUGAAGUUAUUGUCAUGGAGGUCAAAGGUAUCAAAAGUUUACCACCAAAUCGUAUUGUUUAUUGUACAAUGGAAGUUGAAGGUGGUGAAAAAUUACAAACAGAUCAAGCUGAAGCAUCAAAACCAAUGUGGGAUACACAGGGUGAUUUUUCAACAAUGCAUCCAUUGCCAGUUGUUAAAGUACGUUUAUAUACUGAAAAUGUUGCAAUGUUAGCACUUGAAGAUAAAGAACUUGGUAAAGUUAUUAUAAGACCAAAUCCAUUAUCAACAAAAGUACCAGAAUGGCACAGAAUGACAGUACCAAAAAAUUGUCCAGAUCAAGAUUUACGUAUUAAAAUAGCAUGUCGUAUGGAUAAACCAUUAAAUAUGAAACAUUGUGGUUAUCUUUAUGCAAUGGGUAAAUCAGUAUGGAAAAAAUGGAAGAAACGGUACUACGUAUUGGUCCAGGUCUCGCAGUACACCUUUGCGAUGUGCUCGUAUAAAGAAAAAAAAAGCGAGCCGUCGGAAAUGAUGCAGCUGGAUGGCUAUACAGUGGACUAUAUCGAGGCCGUUUCUGCAAAUUUAAUGGUUGGUACAGAUUUAGAAGGUGGAAGAUAUUUUUUUAAUGCUGUACGUGAAGGUGAUAAUAUUGUAUAUGCAUCUGAUGAUGAAAAUGAAUGUCAUUUAUGGGUUAUGGCAAUGUAUAGAGCAACUGGACAAUCACAUAAACCAACACCACCAGUAUCUGUUGCUGAUAAAAAUUCAACAAUAAGUAAAAUUCAAGGUGAUGCUGAUAGAGCUAGAAAACAUGGAAUGGAAGAUUUUAUAAGUGCUGAUCCAUGUAAAUUUGAUCAUGCAACAUUAUUUAAAUUUUUACAAAACUUGACAUUGGAUUAUAGACUCAAUGAUCCAUAUUCUUCACUUGGAUGGUUUUCACCAGGUCAAGUAUUUGUACUAGAUGAAUACUGUGCCAGAUAUGGUGUUCGUGGUUGUUUUCGACAUUUAUGUUAUUUAAAUGAUCUUCUGGAUCGUGCUGAACGUGGUUGCAUGAUGGAUCCAACCUUGAUCCAUUACAGUUUUGCAUUUUGUGCUAGUCAUGUGCAUGGAACUCGACCAGAUGGGGUUGGCUCCAUCACACACGAAGAACGCGAUAAAUUCCAGGAGAUCAAAGAACGUUUACGACAACUUUUAGAAAAACAAAUUACAAAUUUCAGAUAUAGUUUUCCAUUUGGAAGACCAGAGGGUGCAUUAAAAGCAACUCUUUCAUUACUUGAACGUGUAUUAAUGAAAGACAUUGCAACACCAGUACUACCAGAAGCAGUUAGAAGUAUGAUUAAAUCAUGCUUGGAAAAUGCAGCACUUGUUAAUUAUGACAGAUUAUCAGCAGCAGCUAAAAUUGAGGAUGAUUUUAAUGGUGAUGUUUGUGUACCACCUGGAAAAAAAUUGGAUGAUCUUAUACGUCUUGCUGAGCUAUGUGUUGAUUUAUUACAACAAAAUGAAGAACAUUAUUCGGAGGUAGCUUUCGCCUGGUUUAGCGAUCUUCUGGUGGAGCAUGCUGAGAUCUUCUGGUCAUUAUUUGCCGUUGACAUGGAUAAAGUACUAUCAGAACAACCACCAGAUACAUGGGACAGCUUUCCACUCUUUCAAAUAUUGAAUGAUUAUCUCAGAAUGGAUGAUAAUCUUAAAAAUGGAAGAUUUCAUCAACAUCUCAGGGAUACAUUUGCACCUUUGGUUGUUAGAUAUGUUGAUCUUAUGGAAACAUCAAUUGCCCAAUCAAUACACAAAGGUUUCGAAAAAGAAAGAUGGGAAAUUAAAGGAAAUGGUUGUGCAACAUCUGAAGAUUUAUUUUGGAAACUUGAUGCUUUACAAUCAUUUAUUGGUGGUUUACAUUGGCCUGAUCAAGAAUUUCGUACACAACUUGAACAACGUUUAAAGCUAAUGGCAUCAGAUAUGAUUGAAUCAUGUAUUACUAAAACAGAUACAGCAUUUCAACAAUGGCUUAAAAAAGGUGUUACAUUUAUAUCAACUGAUUAUAUUAUACCAUCUGAAAUGUGUGCAAUGAUUAAUGUUAUAUUGGAUGGAAAAAAUCAAAGUUUUAAACUUUGCACAAUUGAUGAAAUUGAUGUGCAUCAAUAUCAUAGUAAAAUUGACGAUCUUCUCGAUAAAACAUCAACUCAAAUGACUCAAGGUUUGAUAAAUAAGCUCAUUGCAGUGUUAGAAGCAACCCUCUCAAAAUUAUCACGCUACGAUGAGGGCUCUUUUAUCGGUUCAAUUCUCAGCUUUACGAAGGUUUCGGGAAGUGGAAAAGAAAUGGGUCAAGCAUAUGUUAAUUUUGCAAAUAAUUGUAUGGAUCAAAUACAUGGCAAGGUCAUCGAUGAACUUUGGAUAUUGAAUUUCUUUGAGUUGUGGUAUACUGCACAAAUACAAUUGUUGUGCAACUGGCUUACAGAAAGAAUGGAUCAUAGUUUACAUUUGUAUCAAUGUACGUGUCUUGCUCAUAUGAUGAAAAAAAUAUAUUCAAAUUUUGAGCUUCAAGGUGUUAUGGAAGAUAAAUUAAAUUCAAAAACAUAUCAAGCAAUUGCACAGAGAAUGCAAACAGAAGAAGCAACUUGUGCCUUAUCAAUGAGCGCUCAAAAUGAUGAUGGUUUAUCUGAAAAUGGUGAUGGUGAUGAUGUGGAGAGACCAAAAACAAAAGUAACAAUUGUUGAAAAUUCAGAAGAUGCAAAUGUCUUAUCAAAUUUGACAAAUGUAUCAUCAAAUGUUGUUGGUAAAGUUGGAAGUAUGUUUGGUAAAGGAAUUGGUGGAUUGUCUGGUAAAUUUGGUGGUGCUAGUUGGUUUUAAAUUAGAUUUUUUUAUAGUCAUUUUAUUUUGACUUGUAUUUAAUCAGCAACGAAAAUAUCAAGAAUUUAAUCCACAAAUACUUAUCAACGACAAAUAAAUUAUUAAAUAAUAUAAUAACGAAAAUAAAAAAAAAAAAAAACGUUGCAUGAUAUACUAAAAUCCAUAAUUGCCUAGAAUGCACAUUUGUGCUAUUGUUACAAUAAAUAAAACAAAAAUUAAAUCACAUUUUGUGAUAAAAUUUAAAUAAAAAAAAUAAACCAACUUCGAUGUCGACCCGCUGUUAACUCAGGGAAGUUUUGGGAAGUAUGGAAAGUUUUAUGAAAUCACAUUGAAAGUAAAAAAUAAAUAAAAUAGAAUAACAUGUAUUUUGAAUUGAGUAAAUAAUUGAGUAAAGUUUGCAGAAUUAAAGUUAAAAAAAAAAAAAAGGCGUUUUGAGUAAGAAAUAAAGGUCAAAUGUGAAAAUAUAUUUGAAAUUUGAAAAGGAAAAAUAUAUAAUACAGAAAAAUAUCUAGUUAAAGGGACACAUCGAAACUCGUAUAAUUAUAAUAAUAGUUUGUCUCUUGUCCGAGAAAUUAUCCAAAUUUUGUUAAAUCGAAAAAUUUAACUAAUUAAGCAACGGAACAAAUAAAAUUAAAAAAAAAUUCAUAAGAGUCUGCAAGAUAAAAAAAAUAUAUAUAUAUUUGAAUAUAUUUGUGUAGACCAAUUAUAAAUGUAGAUAAACAAAAUUUUUUUGUGAAAAUAAUAUUUGCAAUUUUUAUGCAAUUAACUGUUGAUAAUCAGAUAAUAAUAUUAAAAAAAAAAAAAAAUUAGAUAAUAAUUUUUGGAGAGAAUAAUAUUGCUUUCUAAAAAAAAAAAAAAAAACUAAAAAUAAAAAAAAAUAAUUAGCAUGAGUGAUGACAAGGAAAGAGUGGCUAAAGGAAAAAAAAAAAAAAAAUGCUUUAAUUCAGUGAGAAAUUAGUACCUUGAAGAAAAUUGAAAAAAAAAAAAAAAUAUCGAGUGCUUAAUGAUGCUUAAAAACAACAUUGUUUGAUUUAAUAAUUUGACAUAUGUGAAACGCUUAAAAAAUAAUAAAAUAAAUAAAAAAAAAUAAAAUACAAUCCAAAUUUGUUGUAAAUAAAAAUUAAACGAUUAAAAAUCAUACGAAUAAAAAAAAUUAAAUGACAUAAUAAAAAAAAAAAAACAUUAGUGGGAUUGUUAAACGUAAUACUAAAUC